Messenger RNA from Sciurus carolinensis (gray squirrel), 5019 nucleotides. RefSeq names its product Mov10 RISC complex RNA helicase (gene Mov10). The transcript is spliced from 21 exons. The record is from RefSeq and is a predicted model, not a curated record. Gene Ontology annotation, molecular function: 5'-3' RNA helicase activity; RNA binding. The coding region runs from base 312 to 3155 and encodes 947 amino acids. NCBI's taxonomy places the organism in Eukaryota, Metazoa, Chordata, Mammalia, Rodentia, Sciuridae.
CGAUGCCCAGUAAGUUCAGCUGCCGGCAGCUCCGGGAGACGGGCCAGUGCUUCGAGAGUUUCCUAGUCGUUCGAGGACUGGACAUGGAGACAGAUCGCGAGCGGCUGCGAACCAUUUAUAACCGCGACUUCAAGAUCAGUCUUGCCUCCAGCAAAUCCAUCCUCCAAUCCUGAUGCCAGAGUGAUCUGAAAUGCAAAUAUGAUCUUGCCACUCCCCUGCUUAAAACCCACCAACUGCAGUGGUUCUGUAACAGCAGGGUAGCCUCUGACAAGGGCUGAAACUUUGGGACCCCCGCCCCUGGCUUCUCCUCCAUGCUGUAUGGAAUGAAGAUUGCAAAUCUGGCCUACGUCACCAAGACUCGGGUCAGGUUCUUCAGACUCGACCGCUGGACUGACGCGCGGUUCCCAGAAAAGAGGAGAAUGAAGGCGGGGUCAGAUAUCAGCAAACACCACAAGUCACUGCUAGCCAAGAUCUUUUAUGACAGGGCUGAGUAUCUUCACGGGAAGCAUGGGGUGGACGUGGAAGUCCAGGGGCCCCAUGAAGCCCGAGAUGGGCAGCUCCUUAUCCGCCUGGAUUUGAACCGCAAGGAGGUGCUGACCCUGAGGCUCCGGAACGGAGGAAACAAGCCGGUUACCCUCACUCACCUCUUCCCACUCUGCCGGACACCCCAGUUUGCCUUCUAUUAUGGCGACCAGGAGCUGCCCUGCCCACUAGGCCCCGGUGAAUGCUAUGAGCUCCACGUGCACUGUAAGACCAGCUUUGUGGGCUACUUCCCAGCCACAGUGCUCUGGGAGCUGCUGGGACCUGGGGAGUCCGGCUCAGAAGGAGCUGGCACUUUCUACAUUGCCCGAUUCUUGGCUGCCGUCGCCCACAGCCCCCUGGCUGCACAAUUGAAGCCCACGACUCCCUUCAAGCGCACUCGGAUCACUGGAAACCCUGUGGUGACCAACCGUAUAGAGGAAGGAGAAAGACCUGACCGCGCUAAGGGCUAUGACUUGAAGCUAAGUAUGGCACUGGGGACCUACUACCCACCCCCCCGCCUUAGGCAGCUGCUCCCCAUCCUUCUUCAGGGAACAAGCAUCUUCACUGCCCCAAAGGAGAUUGCUGAGAUCAAGGCCCAGCUGGAGACAGCCCUGAAGUGGAGGAACUAUGAGGUGAAGCUCCGGCUGCUGCUGCACCUGGAGGAGCUGCAGAUGGAGCAUGACAUCCGGCACUAUGACCUGGAAUCAGUGCCCAUGACCUGGGACCCCGUGGACCAGAACCCCAGGCUGCUCACACUGGAGGUUCCCGGCGUGACCGAGAGCCGCCCCUCAGUGCUGCGGGGUGACCACCUGUUUGCUCUUCUGUCGUCUGAGACACACCAGGAGGACCCCGUCACUUACAAGGGCUUUGUGCACAAGGUGGAAUUGGACCGUGUCAAACUGAGCUUUUCUAUGAGCCUCCUGAGCCGAUUUGUGGAUGGGCUGACCUUCAAGGUGAACUUCACCUUCAACCGGCAGCCCCUGCGGGUCCAGCAUCGGGCCCUGGAGCUGACGGGUCGCUGGCUGCUGUGGCCCAUGCUUUUUCCUGUGGCCUCCCGUGGGGUCCCGCUGCUGCCCUCAGAUGUGAAGCUCAAGCUGUAUGACCGGAGUCUGGAGUCAAACCCAGAGCAGCUGCAGGCCAUGAAGCACAUUGUUAUGGGUACUACACGUCCAGCCCCCUACAUCAUCUUUGGGCCUCCAGGCACUGGCAAGACUGUCACAUUAGUGGAGGCCAUUAAGCAGGUGGUGAAGCACUUGCCCAAAGCUCACAUCCUGGCCUGCGCUCCAUCCAACUCGGGUGCUGACCUUCUCUGUCAGCGGCUCCGAGUCCACCUGCCCAGCUCCAUCUACCGCCUCCUGGCUCCCAGCAGGGACAUCCGAAUGGUACCUGAGGACAUUAAGCCCUACUGUAACUGGGAUGCAAAAAAAGGGGAGUAUGUGUUUCCUGCCAAAAAGCAACUGCAGGAAUAUCGCGUCUUAAUUACCACCCUCAUCACUGCCAGCAGGUUGGUGUCAGCCCAGUUUCCCAUCGAUCACUUCACACACAUCUUCAUCGAUGAGGCUGGCCACUGCAUGGAACCUGAGAGUCUGGUGGCCAUAGCAGGACUGAUGGAAGUUAAGGAAACAGGCAAUCCAGGAGGGCAGCUGGUGCUGGCUGGAGACCCUCGGCAGCUAGGACCUGUACUGCGUUCCCCACUGACACAGAAGUAUGGGCUGGGGUACUCGCUGCUGGAGCGGCUGCUCACCUUCAAUGCCCUGUACAAGAAGGGCCCUGAUGGCUAUGAUCCCCAGUUCAUAACCAAGCUGCUACGCAACUACAGGUCUCAUCCCACCAUCCUGGAUAUUCCCAACCAACUCUACUAUGAUGGAGAGCUGCAGGCCUGUGCAGAUGUGGUGGAUCGAGAGCGCUUCUGCCGCUGGGAGGGUCUGCCUCGGCAGGGAUUUCCCAUCAUCUUCCAUGGUGUGAUGGGCAAAGAUGAGCGUGAGGGCAAUAGCCCAUCCUUCUUCAACCCAGAAGAGGCUGCCACAGUGACUUCUUACCUGAAGCUGCUCCUGGCCCCUUCCUCUAAGAAGGGGAAAGCCCGACUGAGCCCACGAAGUGUUGGAGUCAUCUCCCCAUACCGGAAGCAGGUGGAAAAAAUCCGUUAUUGCAUCACCAAACUUGACAGGGAGCUUCGGGGACUGGAUGACAUCAAGGACUUGAAGGUGGGCUCUGUGGAAGAAUUCCAAGGCCAAGAACGCAGUGUGGUCCUCAUCUCUACCGUGCGAAGCAGCCAGAGCUUUGUGCAGCUGGAUCUGGACUUUAACCUGGGUUUCCUUAAGAACCCCAAGAGGUUCAACGUGGCUGUGACCAGGGCAAAGGCUUUGCUCAUCAUAGUGGGCAACCCCCUUCUCUUGGGCCACGACCCCGACUGGAAAGCAUUCCUGGAGUUCUGUAAAGAAAAUGGAGGGUACACCGGAUGUCCCUUUCCUGCCAAACUGGACCUACAGAAUGGACAGAACUUACUUCAAGAUCUGAGCAAGCUCAGCCCCUCUACCUCAGGGCUCCACAAUCACGACUAUCUCCCCCAGGAGCAGGAGAGUGAAGGGGGCCUGUCCCUGCAAGUGGAGCCCGAGUGGAGGAAUGAGCUCUGAAGACUCAGCUGCCUGCCUUCUCACACCAGCCAAGCCUUAACCCGCUGCCACCCAACCCUGAACCAGAACCCAGCUGAGCUGCCCCUCCAAGGGACAGGAAGGCUGGGGGAGGGUGUUUACAACCAAGCCAUUCCACCCCUUCCCCUGCUGGGGAGAAUGACACAUCAAGCUGCUAACAAUGGGGGAAGGGGGAGGAAGAAAAACUCUGAAAACAAAAUCUUGUUCUAUGCAAAAGCCUCUUGAUCAUGUCUCCUCAGCUUGGCCCCAGCUUCCUGUGUCCCCAAGCUGACCCUGCAAGAGGGUGAGACUGUCACACCCUGUCCAGGACUACAUCUCCCCAUAGCCCCCAUGUCCAGGGGAGGAAACUCAGUGGGCAGGGAAGCCACCCACAGGUUUCUAAGUUUAGUCCGGGCCAGAGACCACGCCCCUCACCAGGCUCUUAGGCUGAGCCAGGCAUGACCUCAUCUGCUCUAAGACUCCACCCUUCCACCCUAGUCCUGCCUUUGCCAACAGGGGGCCAGUCUGGCAAGCAACUUGGAAUUGGAGAGAGAUGGGACUCCCAGCUUGUAGCCAAAAUAGAAACUAGACAAGGGAGAUGGGAAGCUGCCACACAUGUUGGAACCUGUGGCCUUUAUUCAUGCAGUCAGAGACGAGGCCCUUGCCCAAAGGAGAAACCCUAGUUCACCUACCCUAGAAAUGCUCCUCUGAGCCAGAAGUAUAUAAAGUGCUGGUGUGUGACCAUCCUCUGGGGAGGGCCAAAGGGACCAAGGGCCCUACCCCUGGACCAGGGCAGCAGAAGGGACUCUGCUCAGGGAGGGUAGGGCACAGGCCCAGUUCCCAGAGGACAGGGAGGGAGGGCAGCCCCACCACCACCACCACCACCACCACUUUGGGGACUAGGGAAACUUGAUGCAGUCCUGGGCAGGGGGGAACUGAAAAAGGGACCCUUCAGCAUGGAGUCGUAAGGGUGGAGUUCAAGGACAGGUGAGUAAUCACUAAGCCCCUGUGAAGGAAGGGGGCAAUAGGAGGCCAUUGGGUUCUCAGAGAAUGGGACAGCCCCUCCGGCGCUUAUUCUUGCGGACCUGGAGGCCAGCCCGAGUGGCCAUCUCAAAAACCUCACGCACUCCCUCCUUGGUCUUGGCGGAGCACUCAAGGUAGCCAAAGGCACUGAUGCGAUUUGCCAUGUCCCGGCCUUCCUCAGAUCGAACGGGUUCCUGAGAAGACAGAAGAUAAGGCAGAGGACGCUAGUGGCUAUACGCACCUCUCACCACACCACCCAUAAGUAUAGUAACUAUGACAAAUACCUCCUUCAUCCCUGAGCCCACAAAGUAUCCAGGCCCCAGUUGCCCUGAGCAGGGAUCCUAAGCUUCGUUUACAUUCAAAGUACUCUCCAGUCUAUCCCCUACUCUCCUACCUAGUCCCACACCCUGUGUACACAUUUGCCUUGCCUGAAUGUGUUGGCUACCUCCUAACUGACCUCCCUGCCUCCAUCCACCCUUUCCUCCAAACCAUCCUCUGCCUGCUAAAAUAUCUUUUUGACAAGCACACCCGACAUCUGUCCCCAGUUUAAAGCCUUGCCUUAUAUAAUCAUUCUCUCAAGAUAGUGUCUAUUCCAUACCCUGGCAGCUUCCUCUAAUAAACAGGUCCUCUGGUCAGAGGGCCACUUAGACCCUGAAUAAACCAACUCCCUUGCCACCUGAGCCCUUCUUCAGACAAUGAUGAUGCCCUUCCUCUUCAGGUACACUGAUGGCGCAGCCUGCAUACCCCAAGUGAAACAUAAGCUAUCUCCCUGUGGACAGGGACUUCCUUAUUCAUCUUAGUAGCCCCAGUUCCAAAGACAGAACAAUAAACUGGAAUAAAUGAA